This is a messenger RNA of Rhinichthys klamathensis goyatoka, 563 nucleotides long. Its product is annotated as asialoglycoprotein receptor 1-like. The transcript has 4 exons. NCBI's taxonomy places the organism in Eukaryota, Metazoa, Chordata, Actinopteri, Cypriniformes, Leuciscidae. The record is from RefSeq and is a predicted model, not a curated record. The coding region runs from base 40 to 549 and encodes 169 amino acids.
UAUUGUUCUGUUUGGCUUUUGUCUCCGGCUGAAGUGGACAUGUCAAGCUCACUGAAGGACGUGAAGAAUACAGUGGAGGAACUGAGAUCAUUAGUUCAAUCUUUGUCUUAUAAACUAUCAUUAACCAACGCACUUACAUCCGGCUGUACUGGAACUGAGUGGAUCCAGUUCAGCAACAGCUGUUACCUGUUCUCUAGUCACUCCAUGAACUGGACCCAAGCAAAAGAUUACUGCGAAGAGCAGGGCGCGUUACUCUUAAAAAUAGAAGAAGGCUCUAAGAAGGAGUGGGAAUUUGUUACCCAUUUGGCCAAACCAUUUGAAUACUGGAUCGGUCUAACAGAUCAGAUCACAGGCCAGUGGAGAUGGGCGGAUGACACUAAUUGCACCAUGGACAAAGUACACUGGGGACCUGGGCAGCCGGAUGACUGGCAAGGACAUCCGCACGAGGGAGGAGAGGACUGUGCACAUAUAACAAAAUUUGCAAAUAUUAAUGACAACCACUGCUCCACCAAAAUGAAAUUUAUAUGUAAAGGACCUAAGGAUUCUUAAUAGCAACCUGUGUG